Molecule: messenger RNA, 5843 nt
Organism: Oncorhynchus nerka (sockeye salmon)
Lineage: Eukaryota; Metazoa; Chordata; Actinopteri; Salmoniformes; Salmonidae
Product: glucose-fructose oxidoreductase domain-containing protein 2-like
Molecular function (GO): nucleotide binding
Source: RefSeq, a predicted model, not a curated record
UUACACCGCAUAGCCUCCUAACAAUCGGCGGAGCAAAAGUCAUCUAGCUAAACCACCAAAAUAUAUCCUAGUCACAAGAGUGGUUAUAUAGAUCUCAUCGAUUUUCUAAAUCGUUAUCCAGAACCCCUGGGCGUCUGUCUCCCCAGCCACUGGAUCGUUAAUGUUAGCUAACAAGCUAACUUAUGUGAACAAAAAUAAACGCAACAAUUAACGAUUUUACCGAGUUACAGUUCAUUUAAGGAAAUCAAUCAUUUGAAAUAAAUGUGGACCUAAUCUAUCAGUUUCACAUGACUGGGGAUACAGAUAUGCAUCCGUUGGUCACAGAUACCUUAAAGAAAAAGGUAAGGGGUGUAUCAGAAAACCAGUCGGUAUUAGGUGUGAUCUCCAUUUCCCUCAUGCAGCAAGAUGCAUCACCUUCACAUAGAGUUGAUGAGGCUGGUGAUUGUGGCCUGUGGAAUGUUGUCCCACUCUUUUCCGAUUGCUGUGCGAAGUUGCUGAGCCGCUGGAUAUUGUAGGGAACUGGAACACUGUCGUACACAUCAAUCAAGAGCAUCCCAAACAUGCUCAAUGGGUGACAUGUCUGGUGAGUAUGUAGGCCAUGUCAGAACUGGAACAUUUUCAGCUUCCAGGAAUUGUGUUCAGAUCCUUGCCAUUAUCAUGCUGAUGCAUGAGGUGAUGUCAUCAGGAUGAAUAGCAGGACAAUGGGCUUAAGGAUCCUGUCACGGUAUCUCUGUGCAUUCAAAUUGCCAUUUAUAAAAUGCUAUUGUGUUUAUUGUCCGUAACCUAUGCCUGCCCAUACCAUAACCCACCAUGGGGCACUCUGUUUACAACGUUGACAUCAGCAAACCGCUUGCCCACGUCUUCUGCGGUUGUGAGGCCUGUUGGACGUACUGCCAAAUUUUCUAAAAUGAUGUUGGAGGCGCUUUAUGUUAGAGAAAUUAACAUUACAUUUUCUGGCAACAGCUCUGGUGGACAUUCCUGCAAUCAACAUGCCAAUUGCAUGCUCCCUUAAAACCUCUUUGGGCUAAGAUACCGCUAACGGGAUCGAUAUGACAACAGCCCGUGAAAGUGCAGGGUGCCAAAUUCAAACAACAGAAAUCUCAUAAUUAAAAUUCCUCAAACAUACAAGUAUUUUACACCAUUUUAAAGAUACAGUUCUUGUUAAUCCCACCACAGUGUCUUAUUUCAAAUAGGCUUUACGGCGAAAGCACCACAAACGAUUAUGUUAGGUGAGUGCCUAAUCACAGAAAAACACAGCCAUUUUUCCAGCCAAAGAGAGGAGUCACAAAAAGCGGAAAUAGAGAUAAAUGAAUCACUAACAUUUGAUGAUCUUCAUCAGAUGACACUCAUAGCACUUCAUGUUACACAAUACAUGUAUGUUUUGUUCGAUAAAGUUCAUAUUUAUAUUUAAAAAAUCUCAGUAUACAUUGGCAUGUUAUGUUCAGUAGUUCCAAAAACAUCCAGUGAUUUUGCAGAGAGCCACAUCAAUUUACAGAAAUGCUCAUCAUAAAUGUUGAUGAAAAUACAAGUGUAAUACAUGGAACUUUAGAUACACUUCUCCUUUAUGCAAUAAUUAAGAUUUCAAAAAAAGCUUUACGGAAAAAGCACACCAUGCAAUAAUCAGAGUACAGCGCUCAGAGACCAAAACAAGCCAAACAGAUAUCGUCCAUGUUGUGUAGUCAACAGAAGUCAGAAAUAGCAUUAUAAAUAUUCACUUACCUUUGAUGAUCUUCAUUAGAAUGCACUCCCAGGAAUCCCAGUUCCACAAUAAAUGUUUGAUUUGUUUGAUAAAGUUAAUCAUUUAUGUCCAAAUACCUCCUUUUUGUUUGCGCGUUUAGCCCAGUAAUCCAAAUUCAUGACGCGCGAGCAGACAAAGUAAAAAUAGUUCCGUUACAGUCCGUAGAAACAUGUCAAACGAUGUAUAUAUUUUUAUCAUACAUCUUCAAUAAUGUUCCAACCGGAGAAUUCCUUUGUCUGUAGAAAUGCAAUGUAAAGCAAGCUAACUUUCAUGUGAACGCGCGUGGUCAGCUAAUGGCACUCUGCACUCUACCUCUGACUCAAUCCCCUCUCAUUUGCCCCACUGCACAGUAGAAGCAUCAAACAAGGUUCUAAAGACUGUUGACAUAUAUUGGAAGCAUUAGGAAGUGCAAUAUGACCCCAUAGACACUGUAUUCGAUAGGAAAAGAGUUGAAAAACUACAAACCUCAGAUUUCCCACUUCCUGGUUGAAUUUCUUUCUCAGGUUUUUGCCUGCCAUAUGAGUUUUGUUAUACUCAGACAUCAUUCAAACAGUUUUAGAAACUUCAUAGUGUUAUUAUCUUGGAAAGGGAGAAAUCCUCACUAACAGGGAUUUAAACAAAUUUGUGCCCAUAAUUUGAGAGAAAUUAGCUUUUUGUGUGGAUGAAAGAUUUCUGGGAUCUUUUAUUUCAGCUCAUGAAACAUGGGACCAACACUUACAUGCACAUAUGUUGCGUUUUAUAUUUUUGUUCAGUCUGGAUAUGGUUCUGCCUAGCCCUAGGUCAUGACUCUCAGUUCCAUUACACAUAAUAAGACUAAUUGUACAAAGGCGUCUUCUUUAGAGGGAAGUUUUGUUGAGAUCCCCGUCACUCGGUCUGAACAUUAACAUGUAUCGCUUGCAGUAAGGUUUUGGAAGCAUAUGGACCUUUCAUAUCAGCAAUAAAUAAUUUUCAGAAAACAAAAGGUUAUGUUUAUACACACCUUGAUAGGAUUAGUGUUCCCACACUGCCAUAUCUCAAUGUUACAGCUCUUGUUUACGGAAAACAGAAACAGAAACAAAAUCUGACCACCUGUGCUAAUUAGCAAUCUAGCAUGCUCCGAACACCUGUAUGUAAGCAUAACUUGAAGUGUAGUUUGAUAGGAUGGACGUACCCAUAGCUGUAUGGAACUGUGCAAAACUGCUACAGUAAGUAUCUUCUUUAUCUGAAGGAUUGUUUCUCGCUGAUGAGGGCCGUAUCGCAAGCGAUGACUUGACAUUUCCAAACGUUAAAACGCAGCGUUGUGGUUGUAGUUCACACAAGGCAGUCUGGGGGAAAGCUAAUGGCUGAGAACUAGGGGGUUUGAGAGCUAUGGUUCUGCUUAACUCACACAUGCAUAAGUAGCAGUCUUUGCAGUUCUGUAGUAUAAACUACUUGGUUAUCAGCCAUAGAACCAUAGGUAUGAAUAUCAAAUUGUUUUUGAGAAUAAGUUUCAACUAACCUGAUAUUGGCGACACUAUCCUCGUUCUCGAUUCGACAAAGCAUGUAUCUACAAAAAUGUCCAGUUGCAAGUGGUGCGUUUGGAAUUUCUAAAAUGCUCUGUUGUUAAAAUGAAUAAAUGCUUCUCUCCAUAAAGUAAUCUAACAAUGUGUAUGCUGCCAUCUUGUCUAUUUAAAAUCUUCUCUCACUGAUCGAGACAUGAGUGUCAUCAUGACAUGCAACACUUUGGUGUGGACCCGUCUAUCUCAAUCAAUACCAGGCAACAACAGAUACUACCACUGAGAGAGAAGAGGACGACGUUGGGAUGCUUGCGUGUCUGUGUGGUGCCAACCAGACAUACAGUGAAGUGGAGUGGCAGCAAUGUUGCCUGGUGUUGGUGUGUUUGGCACAGGGAGUACGGCACGGGUGCUAGUUCCUUUGCUGCGGGGGGAAGGGUUUGAGGUACACGCGCUCUGGGGGAGGAGCGAGGAGGAGGCAAGCUCCCUGGCGCAGGAGCUGGGCAUUCUGUUUCACACCAGCCAAUCGGACGAUGUCUUAUUGCACCCUGAUGUUGACCUGGUCUGCAUCUACAUCUCACCCCCACUCACACGGCAGAUUGCAGUCAAAGCCCUGGGGAUAGGUAAGAAUGUGGUAUGUGAGAAGGCUGCUACCGCUGUGGACGCGUUCAAGAUGGUGACUGCUGCGCAAUACUACCCCCAGUUGCUGAGCAUUGUGGGUAAUGCUCUGUGCUUCCUCCCAGCGUUCGUAGCAAUGCAGCAGUUGCUGGCAGAGGGAUACGUGGGUGAGCUGCAAGUGUGCGACGCCCGUGUCUAUGGUCCCAGUCUGCUCGAUCAAUCAUACGGCUGGACCUGCGAGGAGCUGAUGGGGGGUGGCGGGCUCCACACGGUUGGCUCUUCCCUCGUGGACCUUCUGAGUCACCUGACGGGAGCACGGGCGGUGCUGCACGGCCUUCUCCGGACGUUCGUGGGGCAGAAUGGAGCAAUCCACGGGAUCCGCUGCGUCACCAGCGAUGACUUCAGUUUCUUCCAGAUGCUGAUGGGAGGGUCUGCUUCUGGUAGAGGGGUAGGGACUGGGACUGGGUCAGGAGUGUGCUGCACUGUGACUCUGAACUUCAACAUGCCGGGGGCUUUUGUCCACGAGGUGAUGGUUGUUGGGUCAGCAGGGAGGCUGAUUGCCAGGGGGACAGAGCUGUAUGGGCAGCGCAAUGGAGGGAAAGAGGAGGAGCUGCUGCUAGGGGACAGCGGAGGGACCGGACAAGAGGUCAAGGAUGUCCCCCUGCCACACCUACGGGGGCUAGGCUCCAUGGUUACGGCUCUAAAAGAUGCUUUCCAGGCACAGGAAGAGCGUCGGUUGUGGGCGCGGGGGCCGGUUGCUAUGGCGUCGGCGUUUGAGGAUGGGCUGUAUGUGCAGACGGUGGUGGAGGCGGUGAAACGGUCAAACCGCAGCGGAGAGUGGGAAAGUGUGGAGGUCAUGACACAGGAACCAGAUCCCAACCAAAACCUCUGUGAGGUGCUGCUGAUAAACAAGAACUGAGUACUCAUUUAUAUACACACACACUCACUCACACACACACACACACACUAAUAUAAAUGACCUACAGACAGCCUCUAUGGCCUGUCCUGAGGAGACUGUCCCCUAUCAACCACUACCCUGUGUCUGGCGACCUCUUCCGUGCAUCAGGGCCACACUCAAAGCCACAGCAUCCUGCCCUGCAAGAAGCCACAGGCAGGCAGACUGGUGGGCACACCUUCUACUGGAUGUGAACUCUUCUUCUCAGCAGAGUUUUUGUGUGUGCGUUUUUACAUUUUCCAGACAAUCCAACCCUAGUUCACCUUACCGACACACAUUCCUAUCAAAUCAGUGAACACCUUGAAGGAGGAAGUGUUUAGUAUUCAUGCUACAGUUUCUCACAGUGCUUCACUACUUCUGCAGAUGAAAGAAAUGUUUGGAGUUGUUUACAUACAUGUCACAGAUGAAAUGUUGGGUUUUCUCUUACACAAAUGUGUAUUAUACACAUAAAAAACAUACUAUUUAAAAGUAACUAACUUACUAACUCAAGAAUUUCAUAAAAAAAUCUAACUUUACAACUUCUCGUAGAGUUUACAAGAUGAUGCGUAUCAUCAUCAUCAGACUGCCAUCGCAGCAGAGUUACUCAUAUGCAAUCCCCCUUGACUUUCCGUUAAUUAUUAUUUGAUGUGUAUAUUUGUAUUUUUUUAUUAUAUUGAUUGUUGAUCCCAUUUUCCAUAUCAGCAUCUCUUGCAUUGAUAAAAUGCUACUACAACCCUGUGCUGUGUGCAAGCCUGUGAAUAGAAUGUGUCUGACCUAUAUGGUGGAAAGACUACUGUAUUUAUUUCAUUUUUACUUUUGCGUUUUUACUAAGAAAGGCUGUUUUAUUUAAUUAGUAUGUGUUCAGCAAGUGGAAAUGUGUCUGAUAAGCUAUAAGAUGUUUGAUAAUGGUGUAAUAUUCAUAUGUGUAAACAUACUGAAUUAUAAUUGGAUGCAUUUUACCGCCGUAUCAUACUGUGCUAUGAUUGGUUAAGACCACCCAGAGGGUUAGGUCAUGGUCAGUUGAUCAUGGUUGGAGAUAAGUGAACAUGCAGUUGUUAAUAAAGAGCUACGUUAAGAAAUA